AUGGAGUUGAAAGUUGCAGAGGAGAAGUCUUGGCAAAGAAGAGAAUUCAGAGUUUCAAGAGGUAGAAAUCACAAAGCAGUUGUGAGCAACAUUCUGAAUUCCAUUGCACAGGUUAAUGGCGGAGAAGCCGUUUGCCAAGCUUCUGAAAAUGGAUCGAUGAAGCUGAAAAUCCGGGUGAAGAAGGAAGAUCUAAAGCAAGUGGUGGAGGUGAUUAGAGAUAGCAGAGGAAUUCCAUGUCAAUCCACACCAUCUAUGUCUUUGGAACAGCGCUUGAAUUUCAUGCGCAGAAGGCAUGUAGUAAGAGCCACCCAAGCGAAGGUCAGAAGCCGGGGUUCUUGGAUGCCUGUUCUCUACAGCAUACCUGAAGAAGUCUAA
Messenger RNA from Fraxinus pennsylvanica, 375 nucleotides. The record is from the annotation of a GenBank genome assembly. Lineage: Eukaryota; Viridiplantae; Streptophyta; Magnoliopsida; Lamiales; Oleaceae.